AUGCACGACGACCGCACCGCUGAGCUCGAGAAGGGCAGUCCAACCUCUUUAAGACCAUCGAGUCCAGCGGAGCCCAAGUCUCAAGCACCUGGCCCACCAGCAGCACCUGAAGGAGGCACAAAAGCCUACCUAUCGCUACUCGGAGGCUCCUUGGGUCUUUUCAUCUCAUUUGGAUGGGUCAAUUGCAUUGCUCUGUUCCAAGCUGAAUAUGAGACCCACCAGUUGAAGACCUAUAGCAGCUCGGAGGUGUCCUGGAUCACUUCAUCCGAAUGUGAGAGCCUUCUUCCCCAACGGGCCGUGAAACAACAAGCUCAUUUCAAUCUAGUUUUCUUCAUGCUGUUCAUGUCACCGUUGUCCGGAUAUCUAUUCGACAACUAUGAACCACGAUUGCCGAUCUGUAUCGGUGGAUUGAUCCAUGUGUUUGGCCUCAUGAUGACCAGCUUGUCAAGCAAAUACUACCAAUUCUACUUGGCACAGUCGAUUUGCUCAGGAACCGGCACAUCGCUCAUUUUCACUCCGGCAAUGACUUCGAUUUGUCCUAUGACUUACUUCAGAAAGCGCCGCGCUUUGGCAGGAGGAUUGACCGUUGCAGGCUCGAGUCUGGGUGGUGUAAUCUUUCCCCUCAUGGUCAACAACCUCCUUUUGGAGGUCGGCUUUACAUGGACGAUGCGAAUCUGCGCUUUCUUGAUCCUUGGGCUCUGGGCUAUUGCCAUGCUCACCAUCUCCUCCAACUUGCCUCACACUCGCAAGGAGUUCAACCUUGCGAACUACCUUCGGCCUUUCACGGAAUUCAACUUCUUGAUCUUGUUGACGUUCUGCUUUUUCCUUUACUGCUGGACAUUGGAGGAUGUUCAUCGCUCACAAACUUCCGUUCAUGUUGGUGCCGUGAACGCUGAUUAUACCGACAUACAAAAUCGAGACACGGAGGCCAUGUCGAAAUAUAACGCAACUGGAACGGCGCGAAGCAUCUUAUCAAAUCGUGUCUCGUACGUCUUCGACCUCCACGGCCCCUCGGUCACAAUCGAUACUGCUUGCUCCAGCUCGUUGGUCGCUCUCCACCAGGCAAUGCACUCCUUGCGCUCGGGCGACUGCGAUAGCGCCAUCGUUGGCGGCGUGAACCUGAUACUCGAUCCAGCGAUGUUCAUCACUAAAUCGAAGCUUUCGAUGCUUUCUGCCGAGUCCCGCUCCCGAAUGUGGGACCAGGCCGCCAAUGGAUAUGCUCGUGGUGGGGGCAUAGCUGCCAUGAUCCUCAAGCCGCUCAGUCAAGCGCUACAGUAUGGAGAUCCGAUCCAAGCAAUCGUACGAGCAACUGGUGUCAACUCGGACGAGUCAAAACUGUCAUCGGCCAUACCGAGGGCUGUGCGGGUUUGGCUGGAGUCUUAA
This is a messenger RNA of Penicillium hordei, 1383 nucleotides long. Its product is annotated as Major facilitator superfamily domain general substrate transporter. The record is from RefSeq and is a predicted model, not a curated record. Bases 1 to 1383 code for a protein of 460 amino acids. The transcript is spliced from 3 exons. Lineage: Eukaryota; Fungi; Ascomycota; Eurotiomycetes; Eurotiales; Aspergillaceae. Gene Ontology annotation, biological process: transmembrane transport; fatty acid biosynthetic process; secondary metabolite biosynthetic process. Gene Ontology annotation, molecular function: fatty acid synthase activity; 3-oxoacyl-[acyl-carrier-protein] synthase activity; transmembrane transporter activity.